AUGACAGUAAAAUAUAACCUGGAUGUAUCUACUUCUCGACCUUGGACACUGUUUAAAUUACUAUUUCGGUGGCGUGGAAGUGUUUGGAAGUCAGUGACAUUUGAACUUGCUAUUUGGUUGGUACUGUAUUUUAGCAUUGCUGCUAUUUAUCGAAAUCGGUGCAAAUAUUUUUCUAAAAAUAUGCAAAUUUGCAGGGCAUUUGAAAAACUUGUUCAUUUUUUGGAUGAAAAAUUAACAUACAUCCCAAUAGAUUUCAUGCUUGGCUUCUUCGUUACUUCUGUACUGAAUCGUUGGCUAACAUUUUUCGAUAACAUUGGUUACAUUGACAAGUACGCAUGUCACUUUUACUUUUGCACUAUUUUUAUUCAUAACUUUCCAAUUUUUUUUAUCAAAUAUAUAUGCUCAGUAUUAUCACAUUGUUUCAAUUGCAAUGAACGAUUUAGUAUAGCGCUGAUGACAGCAGCUUAUGUUCGUGGAAAUGAUGAAACAUCACGUAAAAUGCGUCGUAAUAUUGUUCGCUACUGCGUGUUGUCUCAAGCUCUUGUUUUCCGUGAUAUUAGCAUGAAAGUGAGAAAACGAUUUCCGACAAUGAAUGCCGUCAUUGCGGCAGGUUUCAUGAUGCCACAUGAAAAACUGAAAUUAGAUGAAGUUCAAUAUCGUUACGACAAAUAUUGGAUACCAUUCCAGUGGGCUUUGGCUAUUUGCGAUGAUGCGCGACAGCAGCAAAAAAUUGCAAGUGAUUGGCUACAUAGAAAAGUUGGAGAGGAAAUCAAACGAUUUCGUACAAAUAUGGCAAAUUUGUAUAAUUUUGACUGGGUACCACUUCCGAUAAUGUAUCCUCAAACUAUUGUUUUAGCAGUGCACUUGUAUUUUUUCAUCUGCUCCAUCUCAAGGCAACAUAUUCUAUCCGAUGAAGCACCAAACAAGUCUAAAGUAAGUACAUUUUUAAUGUUCCAAAAUUUUAUAUUUUAUAUGGGUUGGCUGAAAGUAGCGGAGGCGAUUCUGAAUCCAUUCGGAGAGGAUGACGAUGACUUUGAGUGCAAUUUUCUACUCGACAAAAACUUGGCUGUAGGUUUAACUAUUGUUGAUCAAGGCUAUAAUCAACCACCAAUUAUCAAAAAAGAUCCAUUUUGGGAAGUACCUGUUGAACCACUUUACACUGAGCAGUCUAUGGUGCUAGAGCGACAAAUGAGUGGUAUUACAGGUUCGAUCGCCCACGUGAAGUUAGUUCAUUUAAGCUUCGAACUUCGUUUUUAA
This is a messenger RNA of Thelazia callipaeda (thelaziosis nematode), 1257 nucleotides long. The record is from the annotation of a GenBank genome assembly. NCBI's taxonomy places the organism in Eukaryota, Metazoa, Nematoda, Chromadorea, Rhabditida, Thelaziidae.